Molecule: messenger RNA, 1623 nt
Organism: Metarhizium album ARSEF 1941
Lineage: Eukaryota; Fungi; Ascomycota; Sordariomycetes; Hypocreales; Clavicipitaceae
Product: glycoside hydrolase family 79 protein
Exons: 4
Coding region: 1-1623 (540 amino acids)
Source: RefSeq, a predicted model, not a curated record
AUGCGUCCGCGUCCGAGCGCCAUCGUCGUCGCCCUCUCAGGCGCAGUCGCCGCCGCCGCAGAAACGUUCGACGUCCCGUCAAACCCGAGCGUCUCGGGCCAGCCUCUCGACGGCUUCGUCAGCUACUCUAUCGAAUUCUCGUCCUUUCCCGACUAUGCCGGCAACCUCUCCCAUCCCAACACGUACUCGUACAACCUCAUCAACAACAUCCACGCCAUGUCGGGGCACUACCCCGUCUUCCGCGUCGGCGGCAACACCCAAGACUUUGCCCUCUACAACGCCUCCCAGACCACGGCGCUCAUUGGCGUCGUCGACCCCCGCAAGUCGCCCGACUACCCUACCACCAUCACCAUCGGCAAGUCCUACUUCGAGAGCUACGCCACGUGGCCGGGCGUCCGCUUCUCCCACGGCUUCAACAUGGGCCUCGGCGGCAAGACCCCCCAGGGCCGCGAGACCCUCGUCCACACCGCGCCGCUGGCGUGCGAGGCCCUGCGCCGCGGCAACCUGUACGCGUGGGAGUACGGCAACGAGCCCGACCUGUUCACGACGGGGCCGUACGCGCCCCGGCCCGAGGGCUGGACCGAGACGGACAUGGCAGCCGAGUGGCUCGCCGGGACAGACGUCAUCAGGAGCCAGGUCAAGCGGCACUGCCCCGAGCUCAAGGUCGACCUGAUGGCGCCGUCAAACGCCGGCGUCAGCAACGCCCUCACGGCAAGCAACAUGUGGGCGUCAGGGCUCAACAGGCGCCGCGACAUCGCCAUCUUCUCCACGCACAACUACAUCGACGGCGCAAAAGUACCCGGGGUGACCCUCCAGGGCACGCUCAUGAACCACACGCGCACCAGGCUCUCCGUCGACGCCCACGUCGCCGAGUACAAGACGGUCUUCGAGACCGCCCGGCCCGCGCCGCCCCUCGUCUUCGGCGAAGCCAACUCGCUCUACAACCAGGGCCGGCCGGGGCUCUCAAACACCUUUGGCGCCGCCCUCUGGGCCGUCGACUUCAACAUGUACUCGGCCACGGUGGGAUUCAAGCGCGUCCACAUGCACCAGGGCACCAACUACCGCUACCAGGCCUGGCAGCCCGUUGCCACCGACGCGACCGCCAUCGGCACAAAGGCGCCCUACUAUGCGUCCAUGGCGGCCGCCCACAUGACCCGGCGCGUCGGCCGCUCGCCCGUGUCCAUAUCGUCCAUCCGGCUGUCGUCCGACGCCGAGUCCGCCUACGCCGCGCACUACGCACCCCGCGCCGGCGACCAGUCCCGGCCCCGGCUCGCCCGGCUCAUGGUCAUCAACAUGCACGGCUACAAUACCACGCUUGACGGGGCCGGUCUGGAGCCGCUGCCCGACCCGCCGCAGAGGACCGUCCGGACCUACAAGUUCCGCGUGGAGGGCGUGGCGGACGGCGCCACCGCCCGCGUCCACAGGCUGGCGGCGAAUGGUAGCGACGCCAUCACGGGCAUCACGUACGAUGGCUGGAGUUACAACCACGACUUGGACGAGGGUCGCGCCGUGCGGCUGGCCAACGUCACUGUCGGUGAGGAGAUUCCCGUCACGCGCGGAGAGGUCGCCGUCCGCGUGGCCGACUCGUCGGCUGUCAUUUUGAGUUUCGGGCACCCUUGUUGA